Eupeodes corollae is the source of this 1042-nucleotide messenger RNA. RefSeq lists its product as uncharacterized. NCBI's taxonomy places the organism in Eukaryota, Metazoa, Arthropoda, Insecta, Diptera, Syrphidae. The transcript is spliced from 3 exons. The record is from RefSeq and is a predicted model, not a curated record. The coding region runs from base 218 to 1042 and encodes 274 amino acids.
CUAUCACGAGCUACGUCGUAAUAGAAAAAAGACUACGAAUCCCGAAAAAUCUAUUACAAGUUCCCUUCGUAGUGGAAAAUCUGGUACGAAAUUCGAAAUUCGUAAAAUUUGGUAUCACCAGCCCCGAAAAAAUUUGAAAUAUGUUGUCCUUUUCUACGACAGGUUUUUUCUUUCGUAGACUAACAAAAUCAGUUAUUUGAAACAGUUAUUUGAAAAAAUGUCGAAAACAACAAAUAAACAGCAACACAAUAAACUGUAUGAAGCACUGUCCCGGAAACCAGACAUUGCCAAAGGAUACACCAAAAGAACAAAAGAGGAAAUUAAUUUGUUUUGGGAAGAAUUAAAAACAGAUUUAAAUCUACUUGGACCUCCAAUAAAAGACGCAGGAACUUGGAGAAAAGUUUGGCUUGAUUGGAAAGCAUAUGUUAAAAGAAAACUCACGGAGAAUCAACUUGAACAUAAUGCAACUGGUGGUGGUAGCUAUAAAAAACAUAGUUUUUCUAUGUUAGAAGAAGGAGUGAUUCAACUCACCGGUCUCCAAAUAUCUACUGCUGGAAUAAGAGGAACCAUUUCAUAUGGCGUCACAAACCAAAAAGCGGUCUCUUAUUCUGAGAGUUCAAUUAUUGAAAACAAGGAACCGUCACCUCAAAGAAUUGAAUCCCCUAUCGAUGUAUCGAUGACCUCAGAACGCGAGUCGUAUUUACACAGCCAGCCAUCUACAUCAAAUAAGGCUCAAGUUAGUAAUGUGCACGCGCUUCUUGAACGUCAAAUAAAUAUGCAGAAAGAAUUUUAUGAAAACACACAAAAGUACUAUGAAAGUCAGCAAAAAGCAACUGAUGAACUUUUGCUCAGUACAAAAAAAAUAUACAGAGGCAUCGACAAAUUGUGUGAUUUGGGAAAAAAUUAUAUAACUAUAAUGAAAACACACACCUCAAUAAAAGAAAAACUUUUAAAACAAAAAGUUAAAAUUAAAGCCCAGAUUCUCGAAAUUAAAAAAUCAAAGUAUGGAUUCCAAAACAAUCAAGACUCUGAAUCAGAUUAA